CACACGAGAUACAGCGAGGGCAGUUUGGUCAUAUAGACAUCCGUUUCUUCUCCCCGCGUAGAUAUACUAAAAUUCCAUUUCUCCCUUCCCCACUGAAUCUGAAAGCAGCUCUCUCGCAGAGAUGGAAAGAACGCUGCUUGUGACCUUCUCUGUGAUACUCUUUGCUUCUGUGGCGGCAGAUGACUAUGUCCGACCAAAGCCUCGUCAAGCCUUGCAGUUUCCAUGGCAACAAAAAUCCACUUCUCAACCCGAGCAGGUGCAUAUCUCAUUGGCCGGAGACAAACACAUGCGAGUGAGUUGGGUCACCAACGACAAAUCUUCCCCUUCCUUUGUUGAAUACGGAACAUCGCCAGGAAAAUACUCGUUUCUUGGUCAAGGAGAGAGCACCUCUUACAGCUACAUAUUCUACAGAUCAGGGAAGAUACACCAUGCCGUCAUCGGGCCAUUGGAACCGGACACCGUUUACUAUUACCGUUGCGGUGGAGGAGGACCUGAGUUUCAUCUCAAAACACCACCAUCUCGGUUCCCGAUCACUUUCGCAGUGGCUGGUGAUCUUGGUCAAACCGGUUGGACCAAGUCGACGCUAGAUCAUAUCGACCAAUGCAAAUACGAAGUGCAUCUGCUUCCCGGUGAUCUUUCUUAUGCCGACUAUAUGCAGCACAAGUGGGACACGUUUGGAGAGCUGGUUCAGCCUCUGGCGAGUGUGAGGCCGUGGAUGGUGACUCAGGGGAACCAUGAGAAAGAGAAUAUUCCCUUUGUGGUGGAUGAGUUUGUGUCGUAUAACUCCAGGUGGAAGAUGCCGUAUGCGGAGAGUGGAUCAAACUCGAAUCUGUAUUACUCUUUUGAGGUUGCUGGUGUACACGUGAUCAUGCUUGGCUCAUACACGGAUUACGAUCGGUACUCUGAUCAGUACAAUUGGUUAAAGGGUGAUCUCGCAAAGGUGGACCGAGAAAGGACUCCGUGGCUAAUAGCCUUGUUCCAUGUGCCCUGGUAUAACAGUAACGAUGCCCAUCAAAAUGAAGGCGAUGGGAUGAUGGCUGAAAUGGAGCCUUUGCUUUAUGCGAGCGGUGUGGAUAUUGUAUUCACUGGUCAUGUCCAUGCUUAUGAACGCACGAAACGUGUCAACAUCGCUUUCAGUUAUAAAGAUCCGUCACCAGAGUGGUCAGUCUUCAGGGAAGCAAGCUUUGGACAUGGCGAACUUCAGAUGGUGAAUUCAACACAUGCGCAUUGGACCUGGCAUAGGAACGAUGAUGAUGAGCCAACAAAAUCUGAUGAGGUUUGGUUAACAUCCCUCGUGAACUCAGGAUGUUGGACGGAGAAGAAAUGGAAUGAAAACCUCAGGAAAAUACUCAUGGAACCUUGAUGGAUAUCCCCUAAAGUGAGCGUUGGUUGCAGUAAAAAAUAGUCCGAAGUAUAUAUAUAAAAACCUACAAGGUGGUUGUGUUAGCAAUAGGUGUUAGAUUAUUAUUGGUCACACCAUAGUAGAAGACUUUCACAAGCUGCAUAGAAUUCGUAGUUCCAACUUUGAAAUUUUGUAAGCUUGCACUUUGUUGUGAUGUGUAUGUGUUGUAUUGUUCUCUGAUUGCAUACUAUUUUUAUCUUAAUAUGUUUUAUAUCGA
Messenger RNA from Brassica rapa (field mustard), 1619 nucleotides. RefSeq names its product purple acid phosphatase 18. Lineage: Eukaryota; Viridiplantae; Streptophyta; Magnoliopsida; Brassicales; Brassicaceae. Gene Ontology annotation, molecular function: acid phosphatase activity; metal ion binding. The record is from RefSeq and is a predicted model, not a curated record.